Paramecium octaurelia is the source of this 433-nucleotide messenger RNA. Lineage: Eukaryota; Ciliophora; Oligohymenophorea; Peniculida; Parameciidae. The record is from the annotation of a GenBank genome assembly.
GUUUGUGUCAUAAAGCAGCAAACUUCUCAAAGAUUAGAACCAUAAAUUCAAAUUUAAUCUACAACAACCUAAAACUCAUGUAUGAGCCUUCUUAAGGAAAAUAAAUCCAAAUUCUAGAAUAUUAGAAACCACUCUAAUAAACCAAAAUGAUUUAAGUGAUAAAAAAUACAUCUAAAUAAAUAUAUUUUAGUUCAGGUAUCAAAAAUAUCUAAUAUAGUUUACAUCUCCUCGAUCAGAAAUAAAGGAAAGAUCAAUCUAAAGCAAAUGUGAUUUCACAAAAGUAGAGACUUUUAAUUAUAAUAACCCUAAUAAAGCUAAUAGUGAAAACUAAUGUUAAAUUGAAGUUAUACAAGAUACAAUCGAAUAGUAGUCAAAACCAGAAAUCUCAAAAUUUGAGAGUUCUUCAAAUCAUUAACACAUUAUCAUCUAUUAA